AUGGCUUCGACAAAUAUAGAUCUUGCAUUGGUUCAAUCAUUUGUCGACAAGCAUCGGACAACUAGUCGGCCUAUUGUUCUAGUCACGUCUGGUGGUACAACAGUGCCACUCGAAAAGAAUACUGUUCGUUUUAUUGAUAAUUUCAGUACGGGUCAACGUGGUGCUGCGUCAGUCGAAUAUUUCUUAGAACGAAAUUAUAUCGUUCUCUUCUUUCAUCGUCUAUCAUCGACUUUACCAUAUCAACGUCACCUGAAGAGUAUUUUCGAUGAAUCACAAUCCGAGCAAAGUUACCAUCUUGAUCAGUAUCAUAAAUUUCAAGCUUCUCUUCUAUUGAUUCCUUUUCAAACAGUUACAGAUUAUCUAACAGGUCUCGAACAAUUGUGCUCUUUAUUGAAGUCGUUCAAGCGAUCCGCAUUAAUCUAUGCGUGUGCUGCGGUAUCGGAUUAUUACAUUCCCAAUGAUGAAUUAACCGAACACAAAAUUCCUUCUGGACAAAAUGAAUUGAUCAUUCGUUUGAAGCCGGUACCGAAAUUAUUAGGUUCAAUCAAGGGUGAAUACGCUCCCGAAGCAUUUGUUGUGUCGUUUAAAUUAGAGACUGACGAGAAGAUUCUCGAAGAGAAAUGUUUGCAAUCCGCAGAUAAAUACAACCAGGAUGUUAUUAUUGGAAAUAUGUUGAAAACGCGAGCAAAUCAAGUUCGAAUCUAUGAACGAUCCGACAAACUUUGGACAACUAUCAAUCGCAUGCCAGAGAAAGAAAUUGAAUAUCAAAUUAUUGAGCUACUAAGCGAGAAACAUCGAAUCUAUCAAAUGCAUAUGAACUAA
Adineta ricciae is the source of this 822-nucleotide messenger RNA. NCBI's taxonomy places the organism in Eukaryota, Metazoa, Rotifera, Eurotatoria, Adinetida, Adinetidae. The record is from the annotation of a GenBank genome assembly.